CUCCGACUCCUCCUCCACCGGCACCUCCGCCGCCGCCGCCCGCCCCGCCGGGUCCUAAAGCCGCGCGCCUCAGGAGAAUGGUGCGCCUGGCGGCCGAGCUGCUGCUGCUGCUGGGGCUGCUGCUGCUCACGCUGCACAUCACCGUGCUGCGCGGUUCCGGAGCCGCCGACGGGCCGGACGCGGCCGCGGCCAACGCCAGCCGGACCCAGCUGCAGAAUAACCUCAACGUGGAAAGUGAUUCUACAUCAGGAACCAGCUUUCCUCUCUCCAAAGAAGCACCAGGGGAGCAUUCAGACCACGAGACUGCACACCAGCCCCUCCCCAGACAGCGGUUCCAGCAAGAGGCUGGGCACCCUUCAUUGCAAAGAGACGGCCCCCGAUCCUUUCUCCUUGAUCUACCAAACUUUCCAGAUCUUUCCAAAGCUGAUAUCAAUGGGCAGAAUCCAAAUAUCCAGGUCACCAUAGAGGUGGUGGACGGUCCUGACUCGGAAGCAGAUAAAGACCAGCAUCCGGAGAAUAAGCCCAGCUGGUCUGUCCCACCCCCCGACUGGCGGGCCUGGUGGCAGAGGUCCUUGUCCUUGGCGAGGGCCAACAACGGGGACCAGGACUACAAGUACGACAGUACCUCAGACGACAGCAACUUCCUCAACCCCCCUGGGGGGUGGGACCGUCCGGCCCCAGGCCACCGGACUUUUGAAACCAAAGAUCAGCCAGAAUAUGAUUCCACAGAUGGUGAGGGCGACUGGAGUCUCUGGUCUGUUUGCAGUGUCACCUGUGGGAACGGCAACCAGAAACGAACCAGGUCCUGUGGCUAUGCAUGUACUGCAACAGAAUCUAGGACCUGUGACCAUCCAAACUGCCCAGGAAUUGAAGACACCUUCAGGACAGCUGCCACUGAAGUGAGUCUGCUUGCGGGAAGUGAAGAGUUUAAUGCCACCAAGCUCUUCGAAGUUGACACGGACAGCUGUGAGCGGUGGAUGAGCUGCAAGAGUGAGUUCUUAAAGAAGUACAUGCACAAGGUGAUCAAUGACCUGCCCAGCUGCCCCUGCUCCUACCCCACCGAGGUGGCCUACAGCACGGCCGACAUCUUCGACCGCAUCAAGCGCAAGGACUUCCGCUGGAGGGAUGCCAGCGGGCCCAAGGAGAAGCUGGAGAUCUACAAGCCUACCGCCCGCUACUGCAUUCGCUCUAUGCUGUCCCUGGAGAGCACCACGCUGGCCGCCCAGCACUGCUGCUAUGGUGACAACAUGCAGCUCAUCACCAGGGGCAAAGGGGCGGGCACGCCCAACCUCAUCAGCACCGAGUUCUCGGCGGAGCUCCACUACAAAGUGGACAUCCUGCCCUGGAUUAUCUGCAAGGGCGACUGGAGCAGGUACAACGAGGCCCGGCCUCCCAACAACGGACAGAAGUGCACGGAGAGCCCCUCGGAUGAAGACUACAUCAAGCAGUUCCAAGAGGCCAGGGAGUAUUAAGAAGAUGCUACCAGAAUGCACUGCACUGAUCUGCCUCCUGGCCCAGAGGCCAUCUCACCUGCAUACGUGUAUGUGUGUAUAUGCCACGUGAAUAUCUGUGUAAAUUACACUAGGGGUGUGCUCCAGGCCCCGUGACUGCCAUCUGAAGCCACCAUUGCGGUCUUCAGUGCCUACAGACCUCCCUGGAGCUCUUCCUAGGGGUGAUGUCCACAAGGAGGAUGGGGACAAGGAAGCGGGAAGAGGACCCUGGAAGCCAUAGCGGGCAGGAUUCAAGUCACACCCCGGAUCCAGUGUUUCCAAGGGACGCAAAAGGCGAAAGAAACUGAAGUUGUAAACGUGAUAAGCAGUUUUUAUAUAUAACUUAUUUAAUGUGAAUGUGACUUAUGCCUAACCUUUUCUCUGGAGUUGUCAGUCGUGAAAUUAUUUAAUCACUUCCAAGAGAAUUCAGAAGGAGGCUUAGGGAGGUGGAAGAGAAAGAGAAUUUUCUAGUGAUGACUCCUUUAAAAAAUAAAUAAAUCAAUGGAAAUAUAUCAAAACAAGAAAACGCCCACCUUAAACCAAAGGUUAUUUAGUCAUGAGGUACCUUGCUGGAGUCUCAGCUUCCAAAAUGCCCUUGCCUCAGACUGGGUAGAAACUGGGGGGCAAAUGGGCAUUUUGGAAGCAAAUCUGAGGCCUGGUUUUAAAUAGGCUUUAAAAUAAAAGCUGAUAUUAGCACAAUGCUAUGAUUCUACUAAAAGGACCCAGAAUGGCACAAUUUCUGCUCAUGCCUUAAUCGGUUCAGAAGGCUGCAGGAAGGCCAGAUGUAAAAAUAAGGAGUUAGCACUUUUCCAAAGAAAAAAAGCAGAACAGAUAGGAAAAGAACAUAAACCUCAUUUCACCUAUUUUAUUUUAAUACCAUCUUAAUAUUUUUCUCGACCAAUAUAUGCCCAAUAAAUAAAUAUAAAAAGAAAAGGAGACCUCAAGUCUAGAAAUUUCUAAUUUUUUAUGUUUUAAGAAAGGAAAAAAAACUACAUUAUUUUUGUAAAGUAUUUAUUGAGUCGCUGAGUCUUGUGCAUCAAGCAGUUAUAAUAUGACCUGGUUCUGUAGGGUGGAACUUAGGAUAAAUAAAGAGUUGGUUCUUAUGCAGUCCUUACUUGCAAAACUCCAGGAAAAGAGAUUAUAUAAUAAAAUCAUAAUAAAAUGUGUUACCUGCA
Messenger RNA from Camelus dromedarius (Arabian camel), 2665 nucleotides. It is a transcript of the gene ISM1, whose product is annotated as isthmin 1. NCBI's taxonomy places the organism in Eukaryota, Metazoa, Chordata, Mammalia, Artiodactyla, Camelidae. The record is from RefSeq and is a predicted model, not a curated record. Gene Ontology annotation, biological process: negative regulation of angiogenesis. The transcript has 6 exons. The coding region runs from base 78 to 1472 and encodes 464 amino acids.